Molecule: messenger RNA, 1734 nt
Organism: Portunus trituberculatus (swimming crab)
Lineage: Eukaryota; Metazoa; Arthropoda; Malacostraca; Decapoda; Portunidae
Product: anionic trypsin-like
Exons: 7
Coding region: 539-1477 (312 amino acids)
Biological process (GO): proteolysis
Molecular function (GO): serine-type endopeptidase activity
Source: RefSeq, a predicted model, not a curated record
GAAUUGGGCCCAGUUGUCAGUAAGCUGGGAGGCAGUAACAUGUUGGUCACCCUCACCCCCGCCUCCCCACACCCACACGAUUGACCUGCGCCAGACCUCCACUACUUUCCAAAAGGCUGUGUUUGAAGUUAUACGGGUUCUUAUGGGUGUUUUUACGGUUGUUGGUGAAAGACUAGCGAUAUUUGUUCAUUAUCAACAAGGGAAACACUCUUGAGAACCCGGCCAAUCAUCUCUGUGGCCUUUGGUAUUAGUCGUGGUGAGAGAGCAAAGCGCCAGACCAACUUGCAACUAUUAUGCCGAUACACUAAAUAGUACAUAAGAGCGUGGAGUGACCGCACGCCUCUUGACGCUUCCUGAGAAAUGAAAAGCAACAGCCACAGAGAGAAAGGUGAAGCGAUGUUUUGAGAGGACGGACUUAUUAUUAGCUUCAGUAAAUACAGUGAGAGUGAAGAAAGGUGGCGACGGGAGGAGAGGAGAGGAGAGGGAGUCCUAAGCACUCACCUUUGAGAAGAAAAGGAAACGUAACAACACAUAAAAAAUGCAGUCUACGAACACAUUAACAUGGAGAGCCGUGUUUCUGGUGGUGGUGGUGGUAGUUGAGGGUCUCGGGGUGCAGGUGGCCGCCUCUUACUCAACAUGUGUCAGACCCAUGGCGGCGCCGGAGUGUGAUUCGGAUUUCGCCAGAACCUCUGAUGUGGACGACAAGAUAGCCGGAGGUCACGUAGCCGAGCCAGGGUCGACGCCAUGGUUGGUUUCACUGAUGGACACUCACUACGUGGACCCAGUGCCUUUCUGCAGUGGCACCCUCAUCUCCAACCGCUGGGUUAUCACAUCAGCCUCCUGCGUCAGUAGUUACAAGGACAAAUAUGACAAUAUAAAGGUCGUGUUGGGAGAAUACGAUUUGACAGUGAAUGAGGGCUGGGAGAGGACUCGUUGCGUUAACUACAUCGCUCUCCAUCCAGAUUAUGACUACUACUCGCACCACGCAGACGUCGCCCUUGUCCGAUUAAGUUUGUACAUCUUGUACAGCCAGCGCAUAGGAACUCUGGAACUCCCUCCAUGGUGGCAAAAGGAGACAAAUGACCCACAGGACGCCUUCACCAGUGGGGGUCAGCUGUACACCAUUGCCGGCUGGGGCAGGAUUGGUGAGAGUGGUGAGCUCUCCCCAGUGAUUCGCGUCGCCCAGGUACCUUUACUCUCCCACGAGGAUUGCAUGGAAGUCUACCCGGAGUUUGCAAACACCAUCAUCUGCGCGGGGAACCUGACACACGGCGGCCUAGACUCCUGCCAGGGCGACAUGGGCGGGGCGCUGGCCAGAGACGGGUACAUCAGAGGCGUGUCUUCCUUUAGUGUGGGGUGCGGGCGACCUGGCUACCCCGGCGUGUACACAGACGUGACCCAAAUGAUGGACUGGAUCUGUUCGCUCACAAACCUGCUGGCACUCUGGUCACUUGACAGAAUACCGGCGUGUCAGUAACAGUAACAAGGAGGAGCGAGGGAAGGCACGGAGGAAGGGCAGUGAUGAAGGCGACUUCGGACGAUUAUAGUUCAUAGGAGGUAAUACAUGCACAGUACAAGUUAUGGUUUACAUAGGCGUAUAGUAUGCGUUGAUAAGAUUUAAAUAAAGUGUGAGUGAAGGGAUCGGUUUGUAAGAGACGCUUCUGCUCAAUAGAGAGAUGAUUUACUUCACUAUGAGACAAAAACCAAGAUGUAAUUAAUAAAGUCAUCUAUUCA